Molecule: messenger RNA, 631 nt
Organism: Osmerus eperlanus (European smelt)
Lineage: Eukaryota; Metazoa; Chordata; Actinopteri; Osmeriformes; Osmeridae
Gene: cox7a2l
Product: cytochrome c oxidase subunit 7A-related protein, mitochondrial
Exons: 3
Coding region: 100-447 (115 amino acids)
Biological process (GO): mitochondrial electron transport, cytochrome c to oxygen; mitochondrial respirasome assembly; regulation of oxidative phosphorylation
Source: RefSeq, a predicted model, not a curated record
UUAAUCGACGCCGACUGAGGGAAGCUCUUUCACCGAGGAGUUUUUGCCGGUGUUUUUGGGUGCUGUAACAUCUCGUCUCCCACUGUCCUUUAACCAAAAAUGUAUUACAAAUUCAGCGGCUUUACUCAGAGACUAACAGGGUCUGCUCCUGCCAACGCAUACAGUCCCCAGGGUCUGAGACCUGGUGUUCCCUCUGAAGCCCCGACCAUGGUGUUUGCUUCUCCCACUAAGCUUGUGUCAGAGGCAGGAGCCACGGUGGAGUACCUCGGAGGAAACAAGGUGCCAGACUUCCAGAGACUCUUCCAGACAUCUGAUGGGGUCCCUGUUCAUUUGAAACGUGGGAUUCCUGAUAGGCUCCUGUACCGCACCACAAUGGCCCUUACUGUAGGGGGUGCUCUGUACUGUCUCAUGGCCCUCUACAUCGCUUCCCAACCCAGCAACAAGUAACCGUUCCCAGCCUUGAACCAGGCCGGCCAAGGCUGUCACCUCCUCCCCCCCAGCCUUCUCUGUGUGUCAUCAGACGUCAUAACGAAUUUCAUUUACAGCUCAAAUCCAUACCUGUAAAUGACAGUUUUAUUUAUAAAAUAUAUAUUUAUAUGUGUGCCAAUAAAUCUGAACCACUAGUAAAACG